Molecule: messenger RNA, 1023 nt
Organism: Boeremia exigua
Lineage: Eukaryota; Fungi; Ascomycota; Dothideomycetes; Pleosporales; Didymellaceae
Exons: 2
Coding region: 1-1023 (340 amino acids)
Source: RefSeq, a predicted model, not a curated record
AUGUUCUUCAAGCGCUUCCCAUCCCUUACUGUGCCAAAACCGCCGGCAUCGACUGACCAGGAUCCACAAACGCAGAGCAUCUUGCUCAAUCGCCUUCCCGCUGAGAUCAGGAAUGAGAUCUACGCCCUUGUCUUUGCGACUGAAGAAUGGCCACUCAUCCAAUUGGCUCCAUCGGAUCCCCCAUUGCACCUACCACACCCACUUUCACUGCUGCUGACCUGCCGCCCCUCGAUCCGCAAACCCUCCUGUAUCGACGUCGGCUCUCUCCUCAGCAACGCAUUCCUCCUAUUCCCGCAUCUCUCGCGCUUUACAAUCAAGAGCAAGUUGCGUGGCGUGCCGGGGUGUGGGCACCAGAAUCCCCCGCGGCAGCGCGGCGUGUACACCUCACAUGCGUACACCAACUGGUCCGAGGACACGCAGCUGGUUCUGCGCGCCAUCGACAGGUACGCGCCGCCGUGGUUCGUUCGUGAUAUCGAGAGGAUCACGGAUGGGAAAGUGUUCAGGUGGCAGACGGGCUCGAGAUGGACGGCGAAGUGGUCGCAGGUGGAAAGUGGACAGUGCUACUCACGGAAAGAGAGUGGCGAGGAGGGCCCCCGGCAAGAGCUGUUCAUGGAUAGUGUUGCUAUUGGCGUGGUUGCGGGCGUGCAGAAGUGUAGAUUCGGCUGCAACGAGGCGUCGUGGACGCAUGUCGUGCUGCUGCAGGAGGGCGGGAGGCACGUCGAUGUCGAUGUUGUGUAUGGCGAAGGGGCGGAGCCGUCGCCGCCUGAGAGGAAGAAUCGUCGCCCGAAAUUUGAGUUAGUGCCAGGCACGAUGCCUGUCAGUCCCAGCGAGGUCAUGGUUGAGAGGAGUGCCAUCGGAUACGAACCAGUCGACGACGAAUACUGGGAGGCCAUCAGGCGUAGGAAUGGCAACUUGGGCGCGGUAUGUCGAGGGAUUUGGAAGAAUGCAAAUGCAGCCAUGCGACCGGUUGCAGCUUCGAUCCCUGCGGAAGGAAGCCCUCCAAGAGACGACUCUGACUCCUAG